Xyrauchen texanus (razorback sucker) is the source of this 7912-nucleotide messenger RNA. Its product is annotated as neuronal cell adhesion molecule-like. The coding region runs from base 400 to 4356 and encodes 1318 amino acids. Gene Ontology annotation, cellular component: plasma membrane; axon. Gene Ontology annotation, molecular function: protein binding. The record is from RefSeq and is a predicted model, not a curated record. Gene Ontology annotation, biological process: axon guidance; cell-cell adhesion. The transcript has 33 exons. NCBI's taxonomy places the organism in Eukaryota, Metazoa, Chordata, Actinopteri, Cypriniformes, Catostomidae.
AGAUAGAAGAGCGCGCGAGCACAGGCUGCGGUACGCGCGACUACACAACACACCACCAGAACCUGAUCAAUCACAUGCAGGUUGAAGAUUCAGCACUGGAAUAGUGAGAGUUGGGGGAGAUAAAAGACGGCCCAGUCCACCAACGUCACAAGGGGAUUUGCUGCUGCUGGGGUCACAGCGUGCUUCUCAGGACACCUACUUCAGUGAUAUCUGCAGUGUCCACACCCCUCUGAGCUGCUGACGUCUGGUUCAAACGAGAGGAUUCACUCUCUGAUACAGUCUAAGCAGUCUCGCUGGCUAGUUGUGGAUGCCCCUGCAUGUUUGAAUGGUCACACUGAGUGUUCACAAGGCCCAGUUGCUUUGACGUGGAGGGGAAGGAUUUCUGUGUAACACCCUGCUAUGGACAGGAAGAGGAAUCGUACGCUCUGUGGAGGGGCUGUGAUGAUGAUGCUGCUGCUGUUUGGUCACAUGACCACUGCAUUAGAGGUGCCUCUAGACCUGCCACAGCCACCCACAAUAACUCAUCAGUCCCCCAAGGAUUACAUCAUUGACCCUCGGGAGAACAUCAUAAUCCACUGUGAGGCUAAAGGAAAGCCUCAUCCCAGCUUUUCAUGGACACGUAACAGCACUCACUUCGAUGUGGAGAAGGAUUCAAAAGUCAUCAUGAAACCCAAUUCAGGCACUCUGGUCAUUGACAUCAGUGAUGAGAAAGCGGAGGCAUAUGAGGGUGUUUACCAGUGCAUCGCCCGCAACGAGCAUGGCUCUGCCGUGUCCAAUAACAUCGUCAUCCGUCAGUCAAGGUCCCCCUUGUGGUCGAAGGAGAAAAAUGAACCAAUUACAGUGCAGAGAGGCAUGUCUCUAGUACUGCAGUGCAGACCCCCGGCUGGCCUGCCUCCACCAAUCAUCUUCUGGAUGGAUAACAAUUUCCAUAGGCUUCCCCAAAACAGUCGUGUGUCCCAGGCUUUAAACGGAGACCUGUAUUUCUCCAACGUGCUCAUGGAUGAUACCAGAAAUGACUACAUCUGCUACGCCCGGUUCCCACACACUCAAACAAUCCAACAGAAACAGCCCAUCACUCUCAACGUGCUGGACAUUGAAGCUAUGAAUGAUACUGUGUUGGCAGCUUUUUUGAAUGGCUCUGAUUUUUGGGGUGACAGCCCAUCUGGUGAGAGAGCACCCACUUUCAUGCACCCACCAGGGACACACAGUACAGCCACAGUCCUGAAAGGAGACACGCUGGAGCUGGAUUGCAUUGCUGAUGGCCUUCCAACACCAGUUAUCUCCUGGAGUAAGGUGAAUGGGGAGCUGCCAAGCGGCCGUUUUGUAUUUCACAGUUUCCAGAAAACUUUGAAGAUAACAGAGGUGACAGACAAGGAUGGAGGAGAUUACCGCUGUUUAGCUAACAACCGCCUGGGGAGCAACCAUCACAUCAUCACAGUUGUUGUCAAAGCGGCUCCUUUUUGGAUAAGUGCCCCUCAGAACCUCAUCUUGGCCCCUAAAGAAAAUGGAAUGCUCACCUGCCGGGCAGAUGGCAAGCCUAGACCCAAGGUCACCUGGUCUGUCAAUGGAGUGGCAAUCGAGAACUCACCCAAGGAUCCCAGUCGGAAUAUUGAAGAUGAUGUCAUCAUCCUCAGUGAUGUCCAGACUGGGUCCAGUGCAGUUUACCAGUGCAAUGCCUCCAAUGAAUAUGGUUACCUGCUAGCCAAUGCCUUUGUCAGUGUCCUGGCUGAACCUCCAAGGGUGCUGACCCCUCCAAACCAUGUGUACUCAGUCAUCACCAACAGUCGGGCGUUGCUGGACUGCGCUUCAUUUGGCUCGCCUCUUCCAAAGAUCACUUGGUUUAAGGGCAGUCAAAGCAUACUGAAUGGUGACUCGUACAUCAUUCAUCAGAACGGUACUUUAGAGAUCAUUGUGGCUCAGCCACUAAACAGUGGUAAAUAUACCUGCAUGGCCUCAAACAAUCUCGGCAACAAAGAAAAUCAUGUAUACCUGGAAGUGAAAGAGCCUACACGGAUUCUAAAACAGCCAGAGUAUAAAGUGGUCCAGAGAAACGGGGUGGCUGUGUUUGAUUGUAAGGUCAAACAUGACCCCACUCUUUUACCCACUAUGAUAUGGCUUAAAGACAACGGAGAACUUCCUGAUGAUGUUCGAUUUGAGGUGGACUCUGAUAGUUUGACAAUACAUGACGUGAGAGAAGAUGACAAGGGUACCUACACCUGCAUAAGGAACACAACGCUGGACCACGAUUCAGCCAGUGCCACACUUACAGUAGUCGAGGCAACACCAACACCACCUAUAGGACUGGAGCAACCAGACCCGCCUACAGACCUGGAGCUGACGGACCAACGAGAGCGCAGUGUUCAGCUCACCUGGACUCCUGGAGAUGACCACAACAGCCUCAUUAAAUCAUUCCUGAUCCAAUAUGAAGAUUCGCUCCAUGAGCGUGGAGUCUGGGUCAAUAUGACUGAGGUUUCGGGAAACAGCACCACGGCCCGUCUGGAGCUGUCUCCAUACGUGUAUUACUCAUUUAGAGUUCUGGCACUCAAUGAAGUGGGUCUGAGUGAACCCAGCCUGCCAUCCAGUCAGUACCGAACCAACCCUGCACAGCCUGACAUGAAUCCAUCAAAUCUUAAAGCAGUUGGAACAUCACCAGACAGUAUGACAAUAACUUGGAAGGAGCUGACAGGGCUGGAGUCGAACGGUCCAGGUCUACAGUACAAGGUGAGCUGGAGACAGAAAGAUGUGGAUCAGGACUGGAAUUCACUCACCCUGGCCAAUGUCUCACAGUAUGUGGUGACAAGAACAGACACUUUUGUGCCCUAUGAAGUCACUGUACAGGCGAUCAAUGACUAUGGGCUCGGCCCCAGACCUGAGGUUGUGUUGGGAUAUUCAGGAGAGGACUCUCCCACUGUGGCUCCAGAGAACGUGCAGGUUUCUGUACAGAAUGGGUCAGUAGCUGAAGUGCGCUGGGACACUGUUCCUCAUUCAACAGUCCGAGGGCGACUAAAGGGAUACAAGGUGAGUUACUGGAAGUUGAGAAGUCUACACAAGCAAGACUCUGAGCCUGAUAAGCCACAGGUGCUCAUCUUCAGUGGGAAUGAGACAGAGGGUCAUCUGUCCGGCCUCCAUCCCUAUAGCCAGUACUCCCUCAAUAUUAGGGCCUUCAAUGGGAAGGGAGAUGGACCCACCAGCUCUGAUCAGCACUUUUUAACACCAGAAGGAGUUCCAGGGCCUCCUGCUGAAUUCAAAGUCAGAAAUCUGGAUCUGGACUCAUUGAUUGUGGAAUGGGUGCCACCUCUGGAAGAUAAUGGUCACCUAACAGGAUACCUGCUCAAAUACCAGCCUAUCAAUACAACAGAUGAAAUUGGGCCUCUCAUAGAGCUGUUUCUACUAGCAAAUGAGACCAACAUCACUCUUGACAACCUCAAAUACAGCACGCGCUACAAGUUCUAUUUGAACGCCAUGACCGUCAAGGGCUCGGGGCCCACCAUCACAGAAGAGGCCAUCACAGUAAUGGAUGAAGCUUUAAUUCGACAUCCCGCUGUAGAGGCGGGUAAAGGCUCAGCCCCCCCUCCACCACCACCAGCAACCCCUCUUGCCACUCAAUCUUUGCAGCCCCUGUUGCACAAUGUGCCACCUGCUGGUCGUAUGUUUGGGAGCGUGAACUCCUCCGUGGAGGAGGACCAUGCCUUGAUAUGUUGGGAAUACUCUGGGCCAGAUAGGAAUGUUUUUGUGGAAUAUGUUGUUGAUAACAGUAAAGAACCCUGGAAAACAGAGUUUGUAAAUGGCACUCGGACAUAUCAGAUUAGAGGUCUAAAGCCGGGGAUGUCCUAUAGGGUUCGGGUGGUAGCCAAAGACCACUCCAACACAACAGUCCACCGUACAGAGGAGCUGUUGAUUACAGUUCCAGCCAUGACCAGCAAGCAAGUUGGCAUAGCCACACAGGGCUGGUUUAUAGGGAUGAUGUGUGCCAUUGCUUUACUGAUACUGGUACUCCUCAUCGUUUGCUUCAUUAAGAGGAACAAAGGAGGCAAAUACCCAGUAAAAGAGAAAGAAGAUGCCCAUCAAGACCCAGAGAUCCAACCCAUGAAAGAGGAUGAUGGGACAUUUGGGGAGUACAGUGACACUGAAGACCACAAGCCCCUCAAGAGCAGCCGGACCCCUUCCAAUGGCACAGCAAAGAAGGAUGACAGUGAUGACAGUCUGGUCGAUUACGGAGAAGGUGGAGAUGGCCAGUUCAACGAGGACGGCUCCUUUAUCGGUCAGUACAGCGGGAAGAAGGAAAAGGACACAGCAGAGGGCAACGAGAGUUCAGAGGCUCCUUCCCCAGUCAACGCCAUGAACUCCUUUGUGUAACUGUCUGAAAACUCUACAUCACCUUUGGCCAAUCUAAGACCCCGCUCCCUUUGCCACACCAUCAUAUGGAGAACAGGCUGUCUCUGUUGCACUUUGACUCUCUGACAUCACGAGAGAGAGAGAGAGAAAAUGUCAUACAUAUGGAAGUACCAGGGGGCUUUAGCUUUACCCUGAUUUCUCAGAGUGAACGUCAAAUUACAUAUAGGUGCAAUCACUGUAUUAUCUUUUGGCAAGCAUACAGGACAUAUAUAUAUUUAUGAAUAUAUAAAUUAACAUAAGAAAAUAUUUUAUUAACAUGCCCCCAUUACUCUCAGAAGGCAUUGUAUCUCACCAUCUCAUCCACUGGACUUGAUAUUAUCACAUCACGCCCUCAGUGACUCAACAUUAGCCAGCGUUGUGGAGACUGUGAAUCUUGUCCAAAUACGAUGCUCACAUUUGCUUCACAGCUAAUGCAUUGCGUUGUGUCGUCAGUGUUCAAAUCGGUAUUUUACACAUUUAAAGCACCAAUGUCUUUGUGGGCAUUGCUGUAGGCCUACAGUAUGCGACUGUGUGUAAAAGCUAUUAGGUGUCUUUUUUGACAGACAGAAACUCUAUGAAUAUACAAAAAAAAUCACAGUAGGAUUUCAAAUUGGAUAUCAGGUAUGGUAGCAUUUUUAUGACACAAAAUAACUCUUUGUAGACAAACUGUCACUUACACACAUGGUUGUGUCCUUUUUUUCUGUUUUCUUGUGGUAAACAUUUUGAAAUGUUUUAUUUAUUUACAAUGAAUCUUUUUUGCUGUUUUAUCCCUGAAAAAAAAAAAAAGAGAUUGAGAGAAUUAUGGCCACAGUAUACUUCUGUUUUCGGCGUGGUUAGGGUAACCCUACUAAAGAGUAUCAUAAAGAGGUCAUAUUGCGCAAACUCGCAGUAUUACAAGCCCUUUUUUGCAUUUAAUCAAUUACAGGAUAUGAAUUCUAGAUAUCUUCAAUUAUAUUUUCGCUAGUUAAAAUGCUUAUUCUUGAUAUCAGCAUUGGAAUUACUACUAGUAUUUUUAAUAUUAAAAAUGAUGGCAGUACUUGUGGAAUUACCCAUUUUCGACGAUCAAAAAUGUAAUUUCUACUAGUAAAAAACAUUUAAUGAUAUCUCUAACUGCAUUUACACUUGAAACUCAAGAUAUCUAAAACCUGUUACAGAUAUCUAUAAUUAAUUUCUUACUAGUUGAAAUUCCAAUUUCACAUAUCAGCACUGUACUACAGAACUUUUUUUAUAUCAAUAAUGACAUUGUCACUAUGUCCAUUCCUAAACUAUAGCAAAAUGCUAUUUUUUUUUAUAUCCGUAAUUUGUUUCACUAGUAGCAAUGUUAAUUUAAGAUAUUUAUAAUGUUAUUAGAACUAGUAAGAAAGCCUUUUAUUGAUAUCUGAAAUCCAUUUCCAGAUAUCUAAAAUGCAAUAUCUAACUUGUCCAAAUACAUUAUAUAAAAAAAUUAAAUUUUCACUAGAUAAUGGUUGAUAUCAGUAAUGGAUAUUUGUACUAGACAUAAUGUAAUUAAUUAUAUCGUAAAAUACUAUUUUUACUAGUAAGAAGUACAUAGCUAUGCAAGUAGUAACUAUGAAGUAAUACAUUUUAGAUUGAAAAGGAGUGAAUGACUACAAUCAUUAAGAAAUUCUACAUGUGAAAAUACUAUUACAAAUAUCAAGAAUUGUUUUUUCUAGUUGAAAUUCUUAUUGAUAUACAAUGUGAUUUAUAUACAUGCAAAUGCAAUUACUGAUAUCAGAAAUAUACACUUUCACUGGUUAUUCCAUUCCUGAUAUCAAGAAUUGACAUUUUAACUAUUGAAAACUGAAUUGUUGAUAUCUAAUUCACAAAGCAAUCAUAGUGUGUAUGCGGCAAAACUGUCUGUACGUGCUCGUGGUCAAAAGAGAAUGCUUUGAAAUGCUGAGUGCUCGACUGCACUUGAGACGGAACAGCAUGUGGAAAAACUAAGUAUCCCCAAGCCUUUAAGGAGUUACAUUUCAUCCAGCACAGUUUCUAAACUGCAUUUUAAAGGAAAGCCCCCAUUCAGCCAUGUAGCCAACCUUUAGCCUCCCGUUCCGCCCACUGCGUCGAACUCCAAGUGGGUACAAACAUCUCCCAAUGUCCUAGGUGUGGUAUCACAGUGUGGGAUUUAAGGAAGCCCCCUCAGCAUGGUUCCUUAGUGCCUUGGUAAAAAACAUUCUAUAAUCACAGACAAAUUCCCUCUUUUCACUUUGAAUCAGAAUGUGGCUCUCUUUUAGAUUUAUACUACAAGCAAUGCUGAGGUCCUGUGCAGAUUCAAGACUACAAGAUUCAAGGAGAUGUCACCAACAUUCAGCGUCACAGUCCACAAAAGUUCUGAUCACCUCAAUUCGGGGUGAGGGGCUUCUCAUUCCCCUUAUAAACAGCUAAAAAUACUGCCACAUUUCUGUAAUGAGUGAACUGCCGUUGAUUGGUGUGAUCGAACAUGUGGAUGGCAGUUUGGAAAGCUCAUAAUGGUGAUUGAAACAACCAACUUUGGUCAUUGGAGUAGCCUGUUUUGAGACAUCUCACUGUAUGCAACACCAUAAGGCAGAAAUAUACACCUCGUAACCCUUUUUAAAAUCAUGUUAUUGCAUGUUAAGAAGUAUUACAAGCUGUUGAGUGUAGUGAAAUCAGGGCUUCACAAAACACACAGUCUGCAGUGGUGCUGUCAUCAAAUAUGACUGGAGAUAGAGAGAUUUUAAGUCUAUGUAUGCAUUUAUGCAGGCAUGCAUGGGUAUAUGUGUGUAUGAGAAGCGUGUGUGCCUAUUUGCAUGAGUGUACGAAUGAGUGUGUGUGUCUUCACUGGAUGUAUAGGGCAAGCCUUUUUUUUUUUUUUUUUUGGCAAGGCCCUAGAUUUUCAUGAUUUAGCUUGUCAUAACUUGCAUCAAGUCUUUUAAGUUUAGAAUAGUUUGCUUUUUAAUGUAGAGAUGUGGCAUUGCUUUGUAAAUAUCCAGCCAAAAUUUGAGAGGAGAAGAGGCAUCCCAGGAAGGGUUGACACUUAGCCCUGGAUUCUCAAGGGGGACUGUCCCAACAAUUUGUGUACUGUAAGUAACUUCAAAAAGCCCUUACAACUGUUUUAACUGACAACAAACCCCUAGUCUUAAAUCCCAUGGAUCUCUAUUAUAACGUAUAGCUGCAGAAACUCUACAGUGUUCCACCUGAAUUCACAUUCACAUCAGCUUGUAUUAUUUUACUGGCACCGUUUUAUUGUCUGUUUUGCCAGAUGUUUCUGAAUUUUGCGCACGGAUGGUUUAUGAACGUUUUCUAUAGGAAAAAUAAGAGAAGACGAAAUCAAAAGAAGGGAACACAUCCCCUAAGAAGGAGGGCUGAUUGCACUGCUUUGGUUGCGGAAUCUAUUGAUGUGUUUAUGAGGGGGCAUUGAAGAAUUAAAUUUAGUGUGUGAACUACUAUUCUGGUUAAUGUUAAAGCUACAUGAAUAUAAAGCAUGAAAGGCUGUGAAAUGGUUUACUCUAUAAUAUAAUUGCAAAAAUAUUUUGUAUAUAAAAGAAUUCGAAUAAAUGUUGGUUUCUGGAUUUCACUA